AUGCUGGGAGAGGAGGGGAGAAUGAAGGCGACGUUAAAAGGCAGGCAAAAACCGCUGUCCAGGACAAAAAACUACAAAUCCCAGAGUGCCUCGCGGUGGGGCUGUCCGAGGACUGCUCCAGGCUUUGUAACGCUCUUCGGUUGGCUCAGCCUGAGCUGCUGCUCCGCCUCCGUCCUGGCGGAGAGCGGUUUCUUCAACCGAGGCUCGGACGCCUCUCUGGCUCCGCGUGGUGUCUGCGCCGGCAGGUCCUUACGGCCCUCUCUCAGUCAGAACGGCCCGCCCGCGGUCGCCAACCGCCGCCCCGCGCGAAUGGCCGGAGUAGCUGAGGCGGACCUCGGGCCGGGGGAACCGGGAGCUGCGCUCUCCCGGGACCCCCGGGCUUCCCAAGGGCGGCCGCGUCCUUUGGGCGCGUUUUCCCCCAAUUCACGAUACGCUUUCGUCCCACUACCGCCCCCGCAGGCGUCCUUAGAACCUCACCGAGUUGGUGCCCGCUCCUGUCGCUUAGUGGAGGAUGGUGGCGAAGUCGGGUUUUUCAGCCCCGAGCGCAGGGGCCCCGGUUGGAACAGUGCCCUGAGCCGGUUCUACGGUCGUGCUGCUGCCACGCCAGCUGGGCUCCACCAUCACCUCUUGCAUGGAAAACAGCUGUCACCUUCUCCUCUGGUCUCCUUCAAUGUACUUUCCACAUGGAACUCAAGUGAUCUUUUUGAAAAGGAAACUCCUUCCUCUGCAAAUGGCCCUUCCCGGGAGGGCCCCAGGCUGCUGCCCGCUAGGGAAGGCCACGUUAUCUACCCGCAGCUCCGACCAGGCUACAUCGCCAUUCCUGUCCUCCACGAAGGCGCCGAGAGCCGUCUGCCGCACCCUUUCUUUGCUGCUCCUCAGCCUGGGACCCAGCGAUUCCGAACCGAGGCAGCCGCAGCUCCUCAGAGGUCCCAGUCACCUCUGCAGGGUGUGGCGGAAGCCACUCAGCCAGAUAAACAGUGUGGACAGGCGGGAACAGCUGCGGCAGCCCAGCCCCCAGCCUCCCACAGACCUGAGCGCUCCCAGUCUCCAGCCACCUCGGACUGCUCGUCCUCGUCCUCCUCGGCCAGCCUGCCCUCCGGCAGGAGCAGCCUGGGCAGCCACCAGCUGCCCCGGGGCUACAUCCCGAUCCCGGUGAUACACGAGCAGCACGUGGCCCGGCCUGCAGCGCAGCCCUCCUUCCACCAAGCCCAGAAGACCCACUACCCAGCUCAGCAGGGCGACUACCUCCCCCACCAGCCCGUGUACCACAAGGUCCAGGGGGAUGACGGGGAGCCCCGGCCCCUGCGGGCAGCAUCCCCGUUCCGGUCGCCUGUCCUGGGUGCAUCUAGCCGGGAGAGCUCUCCAGCCAGAAGCAGCACGCCGGUGCACUCCCCGUCGCCCCUGCGUGUGCACACUGUGGUCAACAGGCCUCAGCAGCCCAUGACCCAUCGAGAAUCUUCGUUUACUCCCCAACCUGAAAACAAACCAGAAAGCAAACCAGGCCCAGAUCUCGCUCCGGGACACAUCCCAAUUCAAGUGAUCCGAAAGGAGGUGGAAUCUCAGCCUGUUUCUCAGAAGCCCCCACCUCCUUCUGAGAAGGUGGAAGUAAAGGUUCCUUCUGCUCCGGUUCCUGGCCCCUCUCCCAGCCCUGCCCCUUCUGCUGUCCCCUCAUCCCCCAAGAAUGUGGCUGCAGAAGAGAGGGCAGCCCCCAGCCCUGCCCCAGCAGAAGCCACACCCCAAAAGCCAGGAGAAGCUGAGGCACCCCAAAAACACCCAGGCGUGCUGAAAGUGGAAGCUAUCCUGCAGAAGGUGCAAGGGCUGGAGCAGGCUGUGGACAACUUCGAAGGUAAGAAGACGGACAAAAAGUACCUGAUGAUAGAAGAGUAUUUGACCAAAGAGCUGCUGGCUCUGGAUUCGGUAGAUCCUGAAGGACGAGCUGAUGUCCGUCAGGCCAGGAGAGAUGGAGUCAGGAAGGUUCAGACCAUCCUGGAAAAACUUGAACAGAAAGCAAUAGAUGUCCCGGGUCAAGUCCAGGUUUAUGAACUCCAGCCCAGCUCCCUCGACAGCGAUCAGCCACUGCAGGAGAUCAUGGGCGCCGUGGCAGCAGACAAGAGUAAGAAAAGUGCCGCGAGCGGGGAGGAUCCCAAAACGGAGGCCCAGCAGCCAGAUGCCAAAGCAGCAGCCACUGCAGACGCCAGCAGCACGACAGACACAGCUGGUGACCCAGCAGCGCCACAGCCUCAAUAAAAAGCCGACCCGGAGACAGAACUGAUUGUGUGCGUUAGGAAAUUCUAAGUUGCAUGCAUUUCAGGGACUUUCAGUUGGUUUUUACUAUUCAUAGCCGCUUGGUACGCAGUAAUCAGGGUGAGGCAAAACAGUGAAAGGGUAAAGGAAAAUGCUUUUCUUCAGAAUUCUUAUGCUGUACAAUAAAGAAGUUGCUUGUUUCAAAAGUUUAAUAUCACUUGUUUUGGGGCCCUCUCUGCGUGGGCACCCCAUGUUAGCCAUGGUUGUGAGCUGUCUUCCUGUAGCUCUGGACUGGAGGAGUUUUGGGGGAAUAGGUGGGGAGUCAGUUUCCCAUCACAAAUAUGAAACCCAUUUUUUCAGAAAUGUUGCCAUUUUAAUGGGAGGAUUUUCUUCAUCUCCUAGCUAAAAUACUUAACUCUAGAUAGACUAGUAUGUGUAAGGAGCCAUAGGAAUAUCUGUAUGUUGGAUGACUUUAAUGUUACAUUUUAAAAAAGGAAAAUAAAGUAAUAUUAUGACUCAG
Molecule: messenger RNA, 2764 nt
Organism: Miniopterus natalensis
Lineage: Eukaryota; Metazoa; Chordata; Mammalia; Chiroptera; Miniopteridae
Source: RefSeq, a predicted model, not a curated record